Messenger RNA from Bemisia tabaci, 1674 nucleotides. NCBI's taxonomy places the organism in Eukaryota, Metazoa, Arthropoda, Insecta, Hemiptera, Aleyrodidae. The record is from RefSeq and is a predicted model, not a curated record.
AUGACAGAGCAAACGAUAAGCGAAGCAGAUGUUGAGGGAGCCCUUAAAAAGAUGCUGAACUGGAAAGCCCCUGGCCCCGACAAGCUCCAAAAUUUCUGGUUGAAAUCCUUCAAAUCAGCGCACCAGCAACUUGCUCGGUGUUUUGGACGGUGUUUUGGAAAAAUCCUUCAAUGCCCGGAAGAGCUGCCAGCAUUCCUAACAACUGGAAUCACAUUUUUAAUACCCAAAACGAAGCGGUACUCAGAUGACCCUGCAAAGUAUCGGCCGAUCACCUGCCUUCCCACAGUUUAUAAGCUGUUAGCGUCUAUAAUUUCAGAGAAGAUCUACAAACAUCUUGAGCAGAAUAAGUUACUAGACGAAGAGCAGAAAGGAUGUCGUAAAGGCUCAAGAGGGUGCAAAGAACAACUAACAAUCGAUGCAGUAAUUACUAAGACCGCUAUCAACACAAAGGCACCUCUUUUCACAGCCUAUAUUGAUUACCAAAAGGCAUUUGAUAGCAUUCCCCACUCCUGGUUGCUAGAGGUCCUUGAAAUUUACGGUAUCAAUCCGAAAUUUAUACAGUUCUUAGCACAGACUAUGAGAAGCUGGAAAACCGAGCUCUGUCUAAACACACCCGGCCAACAGCUAAAAAUAGGGACGAUUGACAUCAGGCGCGGCAUCUUCCAGGGGGACUCUCUGAGUCGCCUGUGGUUCUGCCUAGCCUUGAGUCCACUGACAAAGUUGCUUGGCAGGCUGAGGGUGGGGUGCAAUUACGGAGAUUGCAAUAUAUCACACUUGUGGUACAUGGAUGAUUUGAAAUUGUUCUCCAGUCAGAAAGAGAACCUUCACUCGAUGUUAAAUAUAGUAGGAGAAUUCAGUAGCGACAUCCAGAUGAAGUUCGGGCUCGAUAAGUGUAAAAUAAGCAGCAUAGUCAAAGGUGUUUGGUCAGCUCACGAAGGUUAUGAACCUGCGGGACAAGAAGGGAAAAUAGAAGGUAUGCUUGAGAAUGAUCAAUAUAAGUACCUGGGGUACUUGCAAGCGAGAGGAAUCCAGCCUAAAGAGGCAAAACAACAAGUUUCUGAUGAUUAUAAGCGAAGGCUCAGGUCAAUACUAAAAUCUGAAUUGUCCGCACGUAAUCCAGCGCUCGCGAUCAAUACGCAUGCUACCUCACUGUUGACCUACACAUUUGGCAUUCUCAAUUGGUCCAAAACUGAGCUCAACGCCCUGGACAUUGCAACGAGGAGGGAAUUCCGAAAGUAUCGUGCCCAUCACCCUAGAAGUUGUGUUGAAAGGUUCCACUUGCCGCGAGCGGAAGGGGGCAGGGGGAUCCCAAGUGCGAUGCGCAGACAUCAUCAGCAAGUUCAAAAUCUAAGGAAGUACUUUCUUGACAAAGCCAAGGAAAGCAAGUUGCAUCAGGCCAUCGCGCGUGCGGAUAAAAACAUCACGCCUCUGAAUUUGAAUGAUCAUACCUUCAACCCAGUAGAAACGCUCCCAACCACAGAACAAACAAUCGGGCAGUGGAAGGCUAAGCCUCUUCAUGGACGGUACAUUGAAAGACUCCAUGAAGACGCAGACAUAGAUGCUAAAGCUUCGCAAUCAUGGUUGCACUCAGGAGGUUUAUUCGUUGAAACAGAAGGGUUCAUAGCUGCCUUUCACGAUCAAGUAGUUCCGACAAAAUUAAUCAAAAGCGGAUAA